UAUUAUCUGUAUAUGGUGAUGAGCUGAAAUUGGAAAUCCAAUUUUAUCCACCGCAACCUUAUCUCGGAUUUCCUCCGAAUGUAACCACUGACCUUCCGCGUGGAACCACAAUAUAUCACGUCACAAAAGAGUUUGAAGGUGCCGUUGUGGGAAGGCUAGGUCAUACCGUGACAGCGUUGGCGAAAGGACAAACUGCUGACAAAAGACUUAGAAUUAACAUAAUAAUGCCUCAUUAUUCUCAUCUGAAUGAGUUAUAUCCACACGAGGACUUUGCGAAAUUGAGCAUCGAUGUGCAAGAUGGCUACGGUAAUUGGGCAAAGGUCACGUUCAGCGUCAGAAGGAUUAACUGGAAUUUCACCGAUAGUUCAGAUCACUCAACCCUUCGGAGGCAUCAUGUCUACUUGAUUGGACGUGCGAUCGAUUUUUACCCAUUCACUUUGGCAUUCAGGACGACGAACUCUUUGGACAUUCAUUCGACGCAACGUGGGUUACCACGGGAAUGGAAAGACAUCUACUUUUGUAAAGCCGCGGCAGAGCUCAUUAUUUAUUUAAAUGAGAUUCCAGAAACAUCACUUUUCUCUCCAUCCGAUUCCAGGGGAGUAGACAUCGUGCAUUUGCAUGGGGCCACAAAUGCAUUGGUAUUGGAUUUCGUUAGACAACUUGGUCAGAAGGAUCUUAAGAAUCCAUCACCCGCUAUCGUUUACACCUUACACAAUUAUUUCGAAGAGCCUCUGUAUUCCAACUCGAUCAGAAAUUUAGGAAAAUUUAUGAAUUUAACAAAUCGAUCGAACCUUGCGAAACAUAUUCAUGGACGGCAAUUUCAUCCGUCAGCAUUUGCGAUCGAUAAUUCACAAGCCGUCACUCUCGUUUCUGAAUCAAAAGCGAGAGAAAUGGUGGAAGAUUCGUUGGAUUUUAAGGCGAAAGAAUUAAUAAUACCAAGUAUACUUGAUCGAGCCACAACCGGGCAUUGGAUUGGUAUCACGAACGGGAUAAAUUUCAAUAGGUUUAAUCCGUUCGACAAUUUAAUGCUCUUGGAGUCCAAUUCCAACUUCCCAAAGAACAUUGACGCCUUUGACGAUGCACUUUUAUUUGCCGAAUCCAUCGGCGAAUCAUCGCAAGACCUUGUGACGGAAUCAAAACAAAAUGCGAGGAAGUACCUGAUAAAAGAAGGAUUAUUAAAUGAAGAAGAUUUGGAUCGGCACAUGCUACUAUACGUUGGGAAACUUCAGUAUCAUAAGGGUUUGGACUUUUUUACCCCAAUCGCCGAGAUCAUAACAAAGCAUGGUGCGAAAUUCAUUAUCAUGGGGCAACACGACAAUUAUCCAAUAAGCUACUUGCAACGAAUUAAAUCGAAAUAUCCGGACAACAUAAUUAUAAUUGAUGAUUUAGAGUUUCAAUCAACAUGGGAAGUUUUGUAUCGCGCAGCAACCGAUAUUCAAUUUGUAUCAAGUCCCACCGAAAGUUUUGAAUUAGCGGUGGCCGAAGCGUUAUUAUUUGGCGCAACUGUAAUCAGCACUGAGGCAGGAAGACUGUCUGAGAUUUUAGUAAACAAAACCCAUAGGCAUAUGACAGAUGGGUACAAUAGUUAUUUAUUUGAAACGAACAAUCGUCGAUCGACCGAAGGGUUACAAGAAGCACUGACCAUUGCAUUGAAGGAUUGUGAUCGAUUCGAUGUUAGUUCACAAGAAAAAGAAAAAUUUCUCAGAGGCUUAAUUAAAGAUGCAUUGAGAUUAAGUUGGAAUCGUAGAGGAGGCCCCAUCGAGAAGUACACAAAGGUUUAUAAUUUAGCGAUGUCUCAAGCCCAAAAGGAACUUUCUGUUAAUGUGCUGUACGAAGAAGAUUAA
Messenger RNA from Acaulospora morrowiae, 1844 nucleotides. The record is from the annotation of a GenBank genome assembly. Lineage: Eukaryota; Fungi; Glomeromycota; Glomeromycetes; Diversisporales; Acaulosporaceae.